CUUGAAGCUUUUCAGACAUCGUUUCUGAUCCGCCCAACGACCGCCAGCAGCUUUACCCUGCUCCCAACCCUCCCAACCCUCCCAAUUGCUUUCGAGCUUCUCGGCUAAUUACGCCCCUCGCUCUCCUCUAUCUUUCUCACACAUGCGAUGAUGCUGUCGCGGUCUACUUUCAGCCGGAAUGCGCCCCGUGCGCUCCAGAAGCAGUGCUCUGCUGCUGGCGCCAGCAGCCGUCGGGGCAUGGCCUCUGCUGCCACUCCUGGUCUCCAGUACGAUGUUACCGAGUCUGCUGGUGUGAAGGUCGCCAACAGGGAAGUCGCAGGCCCUACUGGCACUCUGGCGUUGGUUGCAAAGGCCGGUCCUCGUUACCAGCCCGUGCCUGGCUUCUCCGAUGCCCUCCAACAGUUCGCUUUCAAGUCCACGCUCAAACGGUCGGCACUGCGGAUCAAUCGGGAAGUCGAACUGCUGGGCGGUGAAGUUUCCUCGACACACUCGCGCGAGAACAUCGUCCUCCAGGCCAAGUUCCUCUCGGGCGAUCUUCCCUACUUCGCCGAACUUCUUGCGGAGGUUGCUUCUCAGACCAAGUUUGCUGCCCACGAGUUGAGCGAGGUCGUCCUCAAGACCAUCAAGUACAGACAACAGGCCCUUGCUGCCAACCCAGAUGCCGUCGCUGUUGAUGCCGCUCACGCCGUGGCCUUCCACCGUGGCCUGGGUGAGAGCAUCACCCCCUCGACCACCGUUUCCCUCGAGAAGUACCUCUCCGCUGAGGCUCUGGCCGAGUACGCUCAGCAGGCCUUUGCCAAGUCCAACAUCGCUCUUGUUGGCAGCGGCUCCAACUCCGCGGACGUCGCCAAGUGGGUUGGCGACUUCUUCAAGGAGGUCCCCACCGGCUCCCAGCUUCAGAACGCCGCCUCUAAGUACUACGGCGGUGAGCAGCGCAUUUCCUCCAAGGCCGGCAAUGCCGUCGUGAUUGCUUUCCCUGGCUCCGGUGCUUUCGGAACCCCUGCCUACAAGCCCGAGGCUUCCGUCCUUGCUGCCCUCCUCGGUGGUGAGUCCACCAUCAAGUGGACCCCCGGUUUCUCCCUCCUCGCUCAGGCCACCCAGGGCUUCUCCCAGGUUCGUGCCUCGACUCAGAACCUUUCCUACUCGGAUGCUGGUCUCUUCACCAUUACUUUCUCUGGUAAGGCCGACCAGAUCACUUCUGCUGGUAAGAACGCCGUCGACCUUCUCAAUAAGGUUGCCGCCGGCGAGGUUGCCAGCGAGGAAAUCAAGAAGGCCGUUGCCGUUGCCAAGUUUCGUGCUCUUGAGUCUGCCCAGAGCCUUGAGACUGGUAUUGAGGCUACCGGCUCUGCUCUCAUCAACGGCAGCAAGCCUUACCAGAUCGGUGAGGUUGCUCAGAGCAUCGAUGCUGUCACCGAGGCACAGGUCAAGGAUGUUGCCAAGACCUUCCUCUCCGGCAAGGCUUCCGUCGCCACUGUUGGAGACCUCUUCCAGCUUCCCUACGGCGAGGAACUUGGUCUGACCGUUUAAACAUGUAUACAAUACAUAUUAGACUGGCUUUGGGAAAAAUAGUACCCCCCUCCCUUUAUCAUGUGUCUAGAUCGACCUCCGCAGGUAUUCUCUUUUGUGAUAUGGCUGUAGUUGUGUGUCUGUAAUACAAUUGUACCUUAACCCAUUUUCGUUCAAUACCUCUGUGUAGACCUGCACCAUACACCAACUUAAUGAGCACU
This is a messenger RNA of Aspergillus sclerotioniger CBS 115572, 1727 nucleotides long. RefSeq names its product ubiquinol--cytochrome-c reductase subunit 2. The transcript has 4 exons. Lineage: Eukaryota; Fungi; Ascomycota; Eurotiomycetes; Eurotiales; Aspergillaceae. Gene Ontology annotation, cellular component: mitochondrion. The record is from RefSeq and is a predicted model, not a curated record. Gene Ontology annotation, molecular function: metal ion binding. The coding region runs from base 148 to 1527 and encodes 459 amino acids.